GUACUAUAAAGGGUGUAACUUUUCCAUUUUCCAUUUCGCAGUAACUUUUAUUCGGACUCGUUGGUUAGCUCCAUUCUUUUCCCCAUUGUUCCUCCCUUCCAGUGCAGAAUAGUUGAAAUGACUUCUGCAAGUGCAGCGGAGAAUUGCCUUGGUUGGGCAGCCCGAGAUCCAUCUGGAUUUCUUUCACCUUACAAAUUCAGCCGGAGGGCAGUUGGCAGUGAUGAUGUUCUGCUAGAUAUUGCAUUUUGUGGAAUAUGUUUCGCUGAUAUUGUCUGGACCAGGAAUAAACUUGGACAUUCAAAAUAUCCUCUAGUGCCAGGACAUGAAAUUGUGGGAACUGUGAGAGAUGUUGGCACCAAUGUUAAGCACUUUAAAGUUGGCGACCAUGUUGGUGUUGGAACAUACGUUAAUUCAUGCAGGGAAUGUGAAUAUUGUAAUGAUGGAUUAGAGGUUCAUUGCUCAAAAGGAGCAGUAUACACUUUUGAUGGUAUAGACGUGGAUGGUACAGUUACUAAAGGGGGAUACUCCAGUUACAUUGUUGUUCAUGAAAGGUACUGCUUUAGAAUACCUGAAAAUUACCCGCUUGCAUCUGCAGCACCUUUACUAUGUGCUGGAGUUACUGUCUAUACUCCGAUGAUGAGACAUAACAUGAAUCAACCUGGAAAAUCUCUUGGUGUGAUUGGAUUAGGUGGUCUAGGUCACUUAGCAGUGAAGUUUGGAAAGGCUUUUGGAUUGAAUGUAACAGUAUUCAGUACAAGUAUAUCUAAGAGAGAAGAAGCGCUGAAGCUUCUUGGAGCUGACAAUUUUGUGGUCUCGUCGGACGAACAACAGAUGAUGGCGCUGGGUAAGUCGUUUGACUUCAUGAUUAACACUGCUUCUGGUGAUAUUCCAUUUGAUCCAUACUUGUCGCUGCUAAAGACUGCUGGCAUUCUUGUUCUGGUUGGCUUCCCAACUGAAGUGAAAUUUACUCCGGGAAACCUAGUUCUCGGUAUGAAGAGCAUUGUUGGGAGUGUAACUGGUGGAACGAAGCAGAUACAAGAAAUGCUGGAUUUCUGUGCUUCCAACAAAAUUUAUCCAGAAAUUGAGAUAGUCCCAAUUCAGUAUGCCAAUGAGGCACUCGAAAGGUUAAUUAAGAAGGAUGUCAAAUACCGUUUUGUAAUUGAUGUAGGUAAGAGCCUCAAGUAAGAUGGAGGAAGAGGAUGGUUCUCUUGCACCAAAUUAAGCAUGGCAAAAAUCUCACAUGAGCAUUCUUGUGGCUGUGACAUAGCUGGAAAUAAAAAGUAAACUUAUUCCCUUUAGCGCAUCAGUACCAUGUUUUUCUUUCACACCAACUAUCGCUUCUAUAUUUCUUCGCUGCCAUUUACUUCUUUUGUUC
Nicotiana tabacum (common tobacco) is the source of this 1375-nucleotide messenger RNA. Its product is annotated as putative cinnamyl alcohol dehydrogenase 1. Lineage: Eukaryota; Viridiplantae; Streptophyta; Magnoliopsida; Solanales; Solanaceae. The record is from RefSeq and is a predicted model, not a curated record. Gene Ontology annotation, molecular function: oxidoreductase activity, acting on the CH-OH group of donors, NAD or NADP as acceptor; zinc ion binding.